AUGGAGGGCCUUGCUUCUUCCAUGCCUGGCUGUUGGUCACUGAUGUCUCCUUCUCGUUUCAUUCCAGAGAGCCGGAUGAUCUUGGAUGCCUUUGCCCAGCAGUGCAGUCGUGUUCUUAGUCUCUUAAAUUGUGGAGGAAAACUUCUGGACUCCAACCAUUCUCAGUCCAUGAUUUCUUGCGUCAAGCAGGAAGGCUCUAGUUAUAACGAAAGGCAGGACCAGUGUCACAUUGCAAAAGGGGUCCAGAGCCAGACCCCUGACAACAUAGACAUAGAAAUGCAAUAUAUGCAAAGAAAACAACAGACUUCUGCCUUUCUGAGAGUGUUCACUGACUCGCUCCAAAAUUACCUGCUCUCGGGGAGCUUCCCGACACCGAACACCUCAUCAGUCAGUGAGUAUGGCCACCUGGCUGAUGUGGACCCUCUCUCAACCUCCCCGGUGCAUACAUUAGGCGGCUGGACCUCCCCGGCGACGUCUGAGUCCCACGGCCACCCAUCCUCCUCUACGCUGCCAGAGGAGGAGGAAGAGGAGGAAGAGGAAGGCUACUGUCCUCGAUGCCAGGAGCUGGAGCAGGAGGUUAUCUCCUUGCAGCAAGAAAACGAAGAGCUCAGAAGGAAGUUAGAAAGCAUUCCAGUGCCCUGCCAGACCGUCCUAGAUUACCUAAAGACAGUGCUGCUGCACCACAACCAGCUCCUGCCGCAGCCCGCGGACCAGCCCACCGAGGGAAGCAAGCAGCUGUUGAACAACUAUCCUGUCUACAUAACGAGCAAACAGUGGGACGAGGCUGUAAAUUCUUCCAAGAAAGACGGGCGGCGGCUCCUCCGCUACCUCAUCAGAUUUGUUUUCACCACGGAUGAGCUUAAGUACUCAUGCGGCCUUGGGAAAAGGAAAAGGUCAGUUCAGUCAGGAGAGACAGGUCCCGAAAGACGCCCUCUGGAUCCAGUUAAAGUCACGUGCCUCCGAGAGUUCAUUAGGAUGCACUGUACCUCCAACCCCGACUGGUGGAUGCCCUCGGAGGAGCAGAUCAACAAAGUGUUCAGCGAUGCUGUGGGUCACGCCCGACAGGGCCGGGCAGUGGGAACUUUCCUGCACAACGGCGGCUCGUUCUACGAGGGCAUGGAUCACCAGGCGUCCCAGGAUGAGGUCUUCAACAAGAGUUCGCAGGAUGGAUCUGGGGACUAGCGGACAGAAUCCUCACCCUCCCAGUGGUGUUUUUGUGUGUUGUUUUGUUUUGUUAGGAGCUCCAGUUGUGAAUGUCCAUUUCCUUGUCACCCUAGGUACACAGCAUGUCCUUCUGUCAUACUUCACACAUUCUCAGACCCUGCCCCCGCCACAGUUCCCAAACAGAAAUCCACUUCGGGCUUUUCUGGGGUGUCUCUGGCACCUGCAGUAGAUUUGGGGUAUGUUAUAUUACCGAGGAAAGGUACAGUUGACAUAAGUCAUUACCGGCUAGACAUUGAGGGUGUCUCCUGUCCCAAGUCUUCAGGUCAGCCUGGCCUCCUGAGCAGAGCUGGUCUCCUGGGAAGGUUCAGUUAGUGUUCCUGCACAUGGGGGAAGGAAAGACACAGACUUGUUUUAAGGGACUAGCAACAAGCAUUCUCUUACUUAAUUCAACUAAGUUUUGUUUUUUUGAUUUUCCAAAGACUUGAAUUCAGCGUUCUCAGCAAAGACACAGGAUAGGUGACCCUAUAAGCGUUCAUUCUUAAUUAGAAGCCAGAGAACAGAGGCCGUGUCUGUAGGUGAUUCAGUUGAGGUCAUUCUCUUUUCCGUUAUCUUCUAGACAGAACUCACUGUGUCGAUCAGAAAGGCAGCCUGAUUCUGCGGCUUACAAGCAGGACAUUUUCUUUAUAUCUUUAGGAAACAUCCAGAGAUUCAGAACCGUUUUCCAAUGCCUCCUUUCCUAAGUUCCUUGAUGCACAGCUUCCAUAGCCUUAAGUCAGCACAGUGCCAGUGGUGGGUUCAGUGAGAGGUCCCACCAGCCAGCUGUAUGGUAAGACCAAACCCAGGCUGUGACCGAUGGUAUCUGCUGCUGAUAGGGGUCUGGCAUUGCAGACAGACAUGCAGCUUCAAGGUCGAUCUGACAACUGUGUGGUGGCUUGGUGGUGAGUUCUCUGAAAUUUGAGGACCUUUCUGGACUGAGUGGCAGUUGAGAAUGUAUGACACUUCUGUUUCCCGUCGUCAUGGAUAAACUCGCCUCAUCCAGCUGUGCCUCCCCUUUCCUCGCUAGCCCUCUGCAGUCUGAGGUCUCAGUUAACUGUUCUGCUUGCCUGGCUAAUCUGUGGAAUCCAUAUGUGAGAGUUGUAGUGACCUGGGACCACUUCCCAGCAAAGGGUACAGAGGUGCUAUAAUUGUUUCUGACAAGGAUUCAACUUUGGACAUGAGAGACUCGCUUUACCAGACAAGUCAAGAUUUUACUGUGUUCUUUGUGGAACCAGGAGCUAAAUGGGCAGCCUUUGCUGAAGAUCGUGAAUGUCAUCUCCGAACACAGGGAAGAGCUUUGAAAACGGGAUAGAAAUUCAGACUAUCCAUUUAGGAAAGGGGCUUUUGAGGAGGUCGGUUUUGUCAAAAAUCACGUAUCUUUUAUAUUCAAUAUCUAGCAUCAGAGUUUGAACAAAUUGGCUGAGCAGUUUAGAAGUAAAAAAAAAAAUUGAGUAAAUGAACUGUCAUUUACAACAGGGGCGAGCAGGGCCUUUGGUAUUUCUUAAUGUGUGGUCCAAGGCCUGGACAAUCUGUCCUCGGACAUAUCCAGUGCCAUAAAACCUUGCGGGGAGCUUGCCGUCACCUCCUGCCUUUCCAUCUUCCCUUCCUGCUGAACUUCAGUUCCUCUUCCUGCUGGGUACGUUGUCCUUGCCACAGCAGCCAUGUCUGUCUGCUGCUUUUAAGGAAUGCAGACUUGUAGGUUGCAUCUUUUCCAUGUAAGUUUGAGGAGUCUGCACACACCUUCCAUGCAUCAUCCUGGAGCCUGCUGUGGUGCAGGUCUUCACUGAGGGUGAAGGAGCAUUUGGGGCCCCAACUCUCUGGACCUUUAACACACCACAGCUGUGGAGCAGGGACAGGAACUUCCAGACUGGCCAUUGCUUCUGCCACUUGAAAAGGCGCCCGUGCUAGGCUUGCCACCGCCUUUGCUCCUGAGCCACCGGCUCUCCGCCUCUUGUUCUCACUCCAAGUGAAUGUCUGCUGUCAGCUGUUGCCCACAAGUCACCAGUUCUGAAACAGAACUGAUACUGGCCGUUGUGCACAUGAGGAAACUAAGGACCACCGCGCUGACUUCCUCAGCAUCUUCGGUUUCCCUGUGUGCCCUGGGCUUAGGACCUGCAGUCCUCAGCCCCUGUGUGACUGCUGUUUUCUUUAGCUUAGAUCACUGCCUGAUAUGAGCAGGCAGCUACUUAGACCUGACUCAGUGCUUAGCUCUAGUGUGUCCAUUUACGGCUACUACUACUCAGUAGUAAAGCUGCUCUUCAGGUCAUGGUGGCUUCCUUUGUGGUCACCCGAGUGUUAAAUCAGCUGCAAAAGGUGCCGUCUCCGGCAGGGAUUCAGAGCUCACCCUUCAUCAGGCUGCCCCCAUUUCUCCACAAGCCUUUGAUUUUAUGUGUGAAGGUCUGAGAAUGUUGCCCAUGAGCUUGGUUUGAUUUUCCACAUCAUUCUGGCAGUCCAGACGCAUUGCUCUCCCAACACGAACCUUCGUCCUCUGUCAACUUGUAGAAUUGCCCUGAGUCAUUUAGUGUUGGUUUGAAGUAGACUUGAGUUAAAAACAGCUCCGAUGCAGCUGUGCCGUGUUAUUGGUGAGAAGGAUGUGGUUGCCAGGCUGGCGUGACUAAAUGUGAUGUUUUUGUCAGUGAUUAGGUAGGUCUGUCCAGUGUCCCGGCUAUCAAGCUCCAUGGUUAAUAGUGAACAUUGUCCUGGUGUAUUUUUCUUUUUCCAAAUUAAAAUGCCUGCUUCUCACAGUGAUUAACUCCCCAGGCACAGAUCUUGCCAAGAGGAGGAUGACCCUGGCAUGACCCAUCAGGGGCCGGGGACCAGGAGCCUGUAGAGGGGAGCGCUGAUCUACAAGCAUUUGAUAAGGUUGCAUUUCUCACCGGCCCUUUUGUGGGUGCAGUGUUCAGUCUGUCGUGGUAUCCAGAGAACUGAAACAUUUCAAAUUGGAGCUUUUUUGCUUGAAAGCGUUUCUGCCAGGCCUUAAUCCUGUUCCUCGUCCAUCACAGCAGUUGGGGGACUUUGACCAUGUGUUUAGAGGCUUUCCUGAAAAGGCCACAGAGAGCACAGGAGUGCAAGGGUGUCGUCAUCUCUUGGUCAGGUGUGGAAGGAUGCGUGUCACCACUGUAGUCGGGUGGUUCAGGUGUCACUCCUGACCAGUAGUGACCAGCACUGGGAGGAUAAGGGGACGUGUAUUUCCAGUUGUGUUUGACACAGCUACUCCAUGGCAUCCGGUUACGGUCACUGAUAGCAAUAGGAUUUUAUUAUUUUCAGUCCGGUAAUGAUUCUUGAAAUAGUAGAUGUUUACACAAACUCUAAACAAUAGCUCAAACUUAGGAAUCUGCAGGUCUGUGAUUUCUCCAUACCCCUGCCAUAUAAUGGCUUGUGCCUCUCUUCUGCAGCUGAGAAGUGGAUGGAGCUCCAUGGGAAGACGUGCACCAUGUCCAGAACACAGACAUUCAUUGCCCUCAUGAGUUCUGUGUUUUGGUUUGAGUUUUUUGUUGUUUUAGGGUUUUUCUUUGUCGUUGGUUUUUUUGUUUUGUUUUGCGGUGCAGGGAGUUAAAUAUUAUUCAGUAUUUACUCCAGACUAACCCUGACACCCCUGACUACCUCUUUAGUUUCUAUAUAGACCGGUUAUCGGUUUUGGUUGAAAGGUCAUUUUUUGUUGACUUAGAAAAGAUUUUAAAUAUCUAGUUUCUUCAGUCAGUGCUGUACCAUGUCACAGUACAGGUCUGUGUUCAUCUGUGACAGCUUUCACAUGCAGAUUUGGAGAAAUGUGAUAGAAAUGGUUUUGCACAUACGGUAUGAGUUUUGCUGGUGUGUGUUUAAUGUGACGACACUUGCCAAAGCUGCUUGACAAACACGUCAAGAAGGAUGCUUGAGUCACAACUCUAAUGCAAAUGUGUCGAAACAGCAGUGUGUGUCAGUGUGGUGUAUUUUUGUAAACAUGGUGGUGGCUUCUUUCAGUCAUAUAAGUACUGGAUAAAAAUAACAUUGAAACACUGGAGGAAAAUGUCACUUAGCUGUUCACAAAGCUACUUGCAUUAUCAGCUGUGGCGUGUGUGUGUGUGUGUGUGUGUGUGUGUGUGUGUCUCUACAGGAGAGGGACAAAUUGAUUGUCAUCAGCAAUGUGGAGGACAAAAAUAGUACCCAUCACCACUUUUUUAAAAGUAAAGUUUAAAGCUUUAGCUGAUGCAUUUACGCAUUAGAGGCCACUUGUACUCUCCGUAGUAUAUUGAACCUUGGGAAAUGCUGAGAACUGGAAUUCUCACUUUUAAUGACUGACUUUGUCAGUCUUGACUGUAGAAGGCAGUAAAUCACCAAAAAACUUGGCUUCUGAGCUUCCAUAACUGGCUGUGAGGACUGUGCUCUCCUUGGAUCACAGUUUCUGAAAUUGCAGUGAACGUACAUCUGCUAGCGAGACCCAUUUGUAAACCUGGGUCACUCUGGACAGUGGCACCCGUCCGGGUAGCCCAUGCACCUCGACAUGCUGCAAAACAGUUUGGUCCCGUCGGAGAUCACUGCCAUGGCCAUAGUUAACUACAGCUACCUGAGUGUGACUCUCGAUUCCCUGUGUGCUAGUUGCUUCGAUAAGCACUUUAAUGCAUCCUUCACGGCUGCCCUCAGCUGUCACUGCCCAGGGUGCUCACUGGAGGUCACUUGGAGCUCAGGAAGCAGAAUGGCCCCUUCUGUUUGCCCCCGUCAGGCAUGGUUCUCAAAGUCUGCCAACACUUCAGAGUGAACGUUUUUGUUUUUUCUGAUGCUGUCGAGGGAAAGCUGCCGUUUAUAUCUGCUUUGGAAGUCUGCAGGUGCUUAGAUAACAGGUAUGUGAAGCCCGGGCCUCCAGGCGUUCUCAGGGUGCUGGCAUGAAGUCAUGGCCUGUUUGACAACCUGUGAAGGAGACCAGAAACUCAAGGAAAUGGACACAUCGAAGUCUAGUUCCUUUCUAUUUGUGUUCUAGGCCCCUGUGCAAAGAUGCAAAGGCUUAAAAGAAAACUUGGCGUUUUGUUUUAAGACUAGAUCCUCCUGGGGAACACCGGGUGACAGCACUGGGUGUUGGCCAGUGUUCCCGUCUCUGUGUGGCAGGUUUUGCAGCCUUCUGGUGACACAGUUUGGUGAGGCAGGAGGUUUAGCUGACACAGUCACUGUGCAGGCUGUAGAGGAGACUGGGUACAGAAUAUAGUGACCUGUUGAUUUUGCCCCUGUAGUUUUAGCUUUAACAUCUUUUGAGAGCAUGCCAAAGCCACAAGGGGCCCGGCUUGUGCCUCUUGGGAGCAAUCCCUGCUGGAGGGAACAGGGAACUUGGUCACUGUCCAGCCUGACCCUGCCCAGGCUAAGCCUUGCCUUCAUGUCUCUCCUCUGCAGAAUGGCGUGUUGCAGCUCCCGCUGGGGCCAGUUGCCUUUAUUCUAUUUUCUAUGAUGAAUACUUGUGGAGAAACUGUGACAAAUCCAUUGAUCCUAAUAUUUUUAUUGUUGGAGUCUUGUGGCUUCUCUGAAUAAUUUCUAUUUGAUUGUACUGUGUGGAAUUCAUACACACUAGGGAUAUGUUAAUAAAGCUAAAAUGCAUAGUAUAAUAUAGAAUAGCAAAAAAUUUUGUGAACAAUUUAUAUAGAAGAGUAAGUUGUUUUUUAAGUGUUAGGCCAUUUCUUUUAGGAACCUAAAAUGUUAUAAGAGUUUUUUAAACAUUCAAUAUUUUUAAUUAUAAGAGACAUUUGUUACUAGAGCUAAUUAUUUCGGGUGUUCUAAUUGGAAUAUUGAUUUUUCUUACCUCAUAUACCUCUAGAAUGCCACAUGUUCUGUUGGGGAUAAAAUUGCACAAUAAAUGUCAAGUUAUCUGUUA
Myodes glareolus (Bank vole) is the source of this 7033-nucleotide messenger RNA. The record is from RefSeq and is a predicted model, not a curated record. NCBI's taxonomy places the organism in Eukaryota, Metazoa, Chordata, Mammalia, Rodentia, Cricetidae.